UGUCAACUAAAAUUCAUCGUCGGUUAUCUUUUCCUUUAGCAUUUAUUUGGUUUUAAGCUGUGCUUGCGCGAGAGGUGUCUUUAUCUUUAUUAAUAGACACCGCUAAGAUAUUAAUUCUUUACUUUAUAUAAAUUACAUUAAGACACGAUGGCUAAGCAACUUUACAAAGUCGCUGAUAUGUCUCUGGCUGACUUCGGUCGCAGGGAAAUCAUGUUAGCUGAAAAUGAAAUGCCUGGCUUAAUUGCUUGCCGUAAGAAGUAUGGGCCACAAAAAGUCUUAAAAGGUGCUAGAAUUGCUGGAUGUUUACACAUGACAAUCCAAACUGCUGUUCUCAUUGAAACUUUGGUCGAAUUGGGAGCUGAGGUUCAAUGGUCAAGUUGCAACAUUUUCAGCACCCAAGAUCAUGCUGCAGCUGCAAUUGCUGCAUCAGGAGUACCAGUAUAUGCCUGGAAAGGGGAAACUGAGGAGGAAUUUAUUUGGUGCAUUGAGCAAACAUUAGUAUUCAAGGAUGGACAGCCAUUUAAUAUGAUUUUGGAUGAUGGUGGUGAACUUGUGAACAUAGUCCACAACAAAUACCCUCAAUUUGAAAGGAAUCAAAGAGGUGUCAGUGAAGAAACUACAACUGGUGUCCACAACCUGUAUAAGAUGAUGAAGGAUAACACUUUGACCUUGCCUUGCAUAAAUGUUAAUGAUUCUGUAACCAAGAGUAAAUUUGACAAUUUGUAUGGUUGUCGUGAAUCAUUGAUUGAUGGAAUCAAGAGAGCCACUGAUGUCAUGAUUGCUGGUAAAGUUUGUGUUGUUGCUGGUUAUGGAGAUGUAGGUAAAGGCUGUGCACAAGCUUUAAGAGGAUUUGGUGGAAGAGUUUUGGUUACUGAAAUUGAUCCGAUUAAUGCCCUUCAGGCUGCAAUGGAAGGAUAUGAAGUGACAACAAUGGAGGAUGCCAGUAAAGAAGCCCAAAUUUUUGUAACAACAACUGGAUGUAAAGAUAUUAUUCGUGGUGAACAUUUCAUGAAUAUGAGGGAUGAUUCCAUUGUUUGCAAUAUUGGUCAUUUUGAUUGUGAAGUCGAUGUAGCUUGGUUAAACAAAAAUGCUAAAUGCAAAGUCAACAUUAAACCUCAAGUUGACAGGUAUGAACUUUCAACUGGAGCUCAUAUAAUAUUAUUGGCAGAAGGACGACUUGUCAACUUAGGAUGUGCAAUGGGACAUCCUAGCUUUGUUAUGUCAAACUCUUUCACAAAUCAAGUUUUAGCUCAAAUUGAAUUAUGGACAAAACCAGGACAAUAUGCAGUUGGUGUACACAUGUUACCCAAAAAACUUGAUGAGGAAGUAGCAGCUUUACACUUAAAUCAUUUAGGAGUUAAAUUGACUAAACUCACUCCAAGUCAAGCAGCUUACAUAAAUGUGCCUGUUGAUGGUCCAUUCAAACCUGACCAUUAUCGUUACUAA
Ctenocephalides felis (cat flea) is the source of this 1446-nucleotide messenger RNA. RefSeq names its product adenosylhomocysteinase-like. The coding region runs from base 148 to 1446 and encodes 432 amino acids. The transcript has 8 exons. Gene Ontology annotation, molecular function: adenosylhomocysteinase activity. The record is from RefSeq and is a predicted model, not a curated record. Gene Ontology annotation, cellular component: cytosol. Gene Ontology annotation, biological process: L-methionine cycle. Lineage: Eukaryota; Metazoa; Arthropoda; Insecta; Siphonaptera; Pulicidae.